Molecule: messenger RNA, 2021 nt
Organism: Chelonoidis abingdonii (Abingdon island giant tortoise)
Lineage: Eukaryota; Metazoa; Chordata; Testudines; Testudinidae
Product: solute carrier family 22 member 2-like
Biological process (GO): transmembrane transport
Cellular component (GO): membrane
Molecular function (GO): transmembrane transporter activity
Source: RefSeq, a predicted model, not a curated record
CUAUACGCAAAAAUGCCAACCUUGGAUGACAUUCUAGAGCAUAUUGGGGAAUUUGACUUGUUCCAGAAGCGAGCCUUCUUUGUCUUAUGCCUGCUGUCUGCCUCCUUCACCCCUAUUUACGUGGGUGUCGUCUUCCUGGGGUUCACGCCUGAACACCGCUGUCUCAGUCCUGGAGUUGCUGAGUUGAGCAGCCGAUGUGGCUGGAGUCUAGAAGAGGAGCUGAAUUACACUGUUCCAGAGCAGGGAAGACAUGGGGAGUCUUUCUCUAGUCAGUGCAGGAGAUAUGACGCGGACUGGAACACAACUGGCCUCAGCUGCACAAACCCCUUAGAAAACUUCACCAGUUAUGGCAACAGGAGCAAUAUCCUGCUCACCCCCUGUCAAGGUGGCUGGGUUUAUGAUUCUUCAGGAUCAUCCAUUGUGACUGAGUUUAACCUGGUUUGUGAGGACUCCUGGAAGCUGGAUCUCUUUCAGUCUUGUGUGAACACUGGAUUUUUUAUUGGCUCCAUAAGCAUUGGCUACAUUGCAGACAGGUUUGGUCGUAAAUUAUGCCUGUUAAUUACAAUCCUUGUCAAUUCUAUUUCUGGAGUUCUCAUGGCCUUUGCACCAAGCUACACGUGGAUGCUGAUCUAUCGUUUCAUACAAGGACUGGUCAGCAAGGGGGGCUGGUUAACAGGCUACAUACUGAUCACAGAAUUUGUUGGCUUAAGCUAUAGAAGAACAGUAGGAAUUGUUUACCAAGUAGCCUUUACUGUUGGACUCCUCGUACUCUCUGCUAUUGCUUAUAUGAUUCCUCACUGGAGAUGGCUGCAGCUCACUGUUACUCUGCCAAAUUUCUUCUUCUUGCUCUAUUACUGGUGUCUGCCGGAGUCACCAAGGUGGCUGAUAGCUCAACAGAAAAAUGACAAAGCCAUGAAAAUUAUUAACCAUAUUGCCAAGGGAAAUGGGAAAAAGGUGCCUCCCUCUUUACAGAGUCUCAACCCUGAAGAGGAAGAUGCGGAAAAGCUGAGCCCUUCAUUUCUAGACUUGGUCAGAACACCUCAGAUAAGGAAACAUACACUCAUUUUGAUGUACACUUGGUUCACAAGCUCUGUUCUGUAUCAGGGGCUCAUCAUGCACAUGGGGAUUGCUGGUGGGAACAUUUAUCUGGAUUUCUUCUAUUCAGCACUGGUUGAAUUUCCAGCCGCCCUCAUACUCAUACUCACAAUUGAUCGCAUUGGCCGUCGCUAUCCCUGGGCUGCAGCAAAUCUGGUGGCAGGGGCUGCUUGCCUUAUUACAGCUUUCAUCUCAGAUGAUAUCUAUUGGUUAAAAAUUACUGCAGCUUGCUUAGGCAGAAUGGGAAUUACCAUGUGCUAUGAAAUGGUUUGCCUAGUGAAUGCAGAAUUGUACCCAACAUUUCUCAGGAACCUGGGAGUACUUGUCUGUUCUUCCAUGUGUGAUAUUGGUGGGAUCAUAACUCCAUUCGUUGUCUACAGACUGGCAGAGAUCUGGCAUGAACUGCCACUUGUAGUUUUUGCUGUGGUUGGUUUAAUUGAUGGUGGACUGGUUCUGCUCCUACCUGAGACCAAAGGGAAAACUUUGCCUGAGACCAUAGAAGAUGCUGAAAACAUGCACAGACAAAGAAAGCACAAAAAAGAAGUGAUUUACCUGCAUGUUUUAACAACAGAAGUUGCACCAAAUUAAGUUAAAGAGCUGCUUCUCGCAGGGCCUGCUUUUGACGGUGCAUUAAUAGACUAAGGACAGAACAUUUAUAUGAUAUAAACCAUCUACUGUCAUCAUUUCUUUAUUCUGCUCUAAUACUUGCUACACGUCCUUAGGACAACAGACCACUGGGUAUCAUUCUCAGAGCUGCAUCUGUGACACAUAUCUGCCUUCCACCACUGAUCAUUACUACUAGCUGUAGCUCAGUCCAGGACACAGACCGUGGCUUCACUACCACUUACACUGGCAACAUUUAUGUCACUCAGGGGUGUGAAAAAAUACAGCCCUCCCCAGAAAGACAUACAUUUCACCAGGAUAAG